UAGACUCAUUUUGGCUCAUCUGUGGACAGACUACACACUCACUCAGAGCGAUGACUGUACUGAAUUAUCCACCGGUUUUCUGUGAUUUCUCCAGCGAAGCCAGAUCCACCACCACCACCCGCCCUUAAAAUAAAGCUGCUGUGAAACAAGUCAGCAUCAUUGCCGUUGUCUAACAGCUGGGAUUUACACUUUACAAUGUCUUGAGACGCGACGGGGACGCUACAGAGAUGAUGACAGAUUACCGGGAGGAUGGCAUGGACCUGGGGAGCGAUGUAUCCAGUCGCUCCAGCUCAGAGUCUAAUUCCAACAAGGUUACACCUUGCUCCCCUUCUCUUGACCUGGCCACUUUAGAGGACUACAAAUCCUCCCCCUCUCUGGACCUGGUCACCUUAGAGGACUAUGAGGAGGAUGAGGACUACCAAGAGUAUAAGAAGAAGGUGAUAGAGGAGUGGGAGAGCGAGUAUGGAGAGGACUACACCUCUCCACAGCCUCCUAGUCAGGAAGAAGGCGGAGGAAGCAUUGUUGGGGUUGACGGCCUUGGCGAAGGCUACAGGAAGACAGUAAACAGUCGCAGCCUCGCUGAAGAAUUCCAGGAUGUGAAGACCGUCCCACCCCUCCCGGCCCCCAGCGAACGUACUGCAACCUCAGUCGCAGUUGUCCCAGAUGAACUGAAACAGAACGGCAAUCUCAUUUUGCCCAGGAGCAGCCAGCUCCACUCCCCCGGUACACCACAGGGAGGCACAGGGACUCUCAAGCCCAGCCACCGCAGCUCCAGUCAAGGCAGGGGGAGCCGCAGCACUGGCGGAGAGAGGAGGAGGGUGUAG
This is a messenger RNA of Micropterus dolomieu (smallmouth bass), 824 nucleotides long. Its product is annotated as schwannomin-interacting protein 1-like. The coding region runs from base 228 to 824 and encodes 198 amino acids. The transcript is spliced from 3 exons. NCBI's taxonomy places the organism in Eukaryota, Metazoa, Chordata, Actinopteri, Centrarchiformes, Centrarchidae. Gene Ontology annotation, biological process: positive regulation of hippo signaling. The record is from RefSeq and is a predicted model, not a curated record. Gene Ontology annotation, cellular component: plasma membrane; cell junction.